Messenger RNA from Saccoglossus kowalevskii, 903 nucleotides. RefSeq names its product organic cation transporter protein-like. The record is from RefSeq and is a predicted model, not a curated record. NCBI's taxonomy places the organism in Eukaryota, Metazoa, Hemichordata, Enteropneusta, Harrimaniidae.
AUGGUUCAGUUUGAUGAUAUUCUGACUGACUUUGUGGGAUGUGAAUAUGUCGGACCAUCUUGGCGUAAUGUGACUGAAAUGAUAUAUCCUAUGUUCUUUUCUGUUGGCAUCAUGAUUCUGGCUCCACAAGCCUUCUUCAUACGUCAAUGGUUGAGUCUGCAGUUAGCAAUCAUGGAGCCUUGUGUCCUGCUGCUGUGUUACUGGUGGAUUAUCACAGAGUCUCCAAGGUGGCUGAUAUCAAAAGGAAGAAUCGAUGAAGCCGAAAGUAUUAUCAGAAGAUGUUGUAGAAUCAAUAAAGCCAAUUUUUCUGAGGAAAAAUUCUCUGAAGCUAUGAGAAACAUUGUAAAAUCAAGAAAUGAGUGUAUAGAAGCGGGAGCAACGCUAAUCACACUGAGCUUAUUUCGAUAUCCAAACAUGCGAAAGAGAACAAUAAUAUUAUUCUUCAACUGGGUGACUAUUUGUAUUGUUUAUUGUGGAAUAUCUUUUGAUACAUCUAGUCUGAAUGGUAAUCCGUACGUUAAUAUGUUCAUCUCAGGGGCUGUUGAGAUCCCAGCAGGAGUAUGUGGACUUUUUCUGAUCGAUCAUCCGAAAUUUGGACGAUGGGGAACGAUGAUCCUCGUGAUGAUCUCCGGUGGCGUAGCCUGUAUCAUUUUGGAGUUAACUGGUGUAGGUCUGUGCUCUUCUAUUGCUGGUGUAGGUGCUAUGAUAGCACCCCAAUUAAUAUUCAUGAGCACAAUAUGGGAGCCGCUUUUUUCAGUUGUGUCUGGUAUUACAUCUAUUAUAGCAGGAUUGCUUAUAAUACCACUACCUGAAACCAGGGGAAGGAAAUUACCCGACACGUUGAUGGAAGCUGAGGAUUUCGGAAAGAAGCAUAAACCGAAUUGCUCUUAUGGGGAAGUUUGA